AUGGAGCGGAGCGGCAGCAGCGGGAACGGCACCGGGAGCGGAACCGGGAACGGCUCCAGGAGUACCGGGAGCGGCACCGGGAAUGGCCCCGGGAGCGGGCGGGCAGCGCCGCCUGGCGGUGCCGGGAGGGCAUUGCUGCUGUGCCUGGCGCUGCUGCUGCCCCCGGCCCUGGCACGGCCCAGCCCUGUCCUGGCACGGCCCAGCCCUGUCCGGACACUGCCCAGCCCUGUCCUGGCACGGCCCAGCCCUGUCCUGGCACUGCCCAGCCAGCCCUGCCACUGCCUGAGCCGCUCCCGGGAACUGCUGGAAGCCGCCAACGCCUCCGUGCAGCUGCUGAAGGAAUUGGACACGCUGGGAUUUGAGUGCACCCUUGAGGAGGUGGAUGUGGAGGACAUCACUGAGAACCAAAUGAACACCAUCAGAGCCUGCACAGCUCAGGAGCCAGGGCCUGGAAAUUGCCCAACCUUGGAAAGAUCGACUUUUGAUAAGGGAAAAUGUCUGCAGGGCAUCUCUGAGGAUGUGAGAGCCUACAGGGCACAGCUGGGGAACCUCGAGGACUCCCAGCUGCUGGGGGCUCUCGAUAGGAUGCUGGAGGCCCUGGGCAGCUGCGCUGGGAAGGUUCCGGAAGCGCCGUUGGGAUCGGGAUCAUCGUCGGGACUGGGGUCGGCGCCGUUCCCGGAGCGGCUGCGGCUCUGCGCGGUGCUCCAGGCUCUGCGCAUCCGCAGCGUCACCAUCAGCAGGAUGCUGAACUUCCUCAGCUCCCUCUGA
Molecule: messenger RNA, 768 nt
Organism: Cinclus cinclus
Lineage: Eukaryota; Metazoa; Chordata; Aves; Passeriformes; Cinclidae
Gene: IL12A
Product: interleukin 12A
Exons: 7
Coding region: 1-768 (255 amino acids)
Biological process (GO): immune response
Cellular component (GO): extracellular region
Molecular function (GO): growth factor activity; interleukin-12 receptor binding
Source: RefSeq, a predicted model, not a curated record